Messenger RNA from Gambusia affinis (western mosquitofish), 168 nucleotides. The record is from the annotation of a RefSeq genome assembly. NCBI's taxonomy places the organism in Eukaryota, Metazoa, Chordata, Actinopteri, Cyprinodontiformes, Poeciliidae.
AUGCCCCAAUUGACCCCAACCCCAUGACUCGCAUAUUUAUUAUUUUCCUGAUUAAUUUUUUCAGUUAUUGUUCUACCAAAAGUAUCAACCCACACUUUUAUAGAAAGCCCAGCCCCUCUAACCAAACAAAAGCCCGACACAGAGCCCUGAAACUGACCAUGACACUAA